AUGGCCACAUCGCGAUCCCCUAUUCGCACGAGGUCGGGGAACAGUCAAGAGGAGCCACGUGCUCAGCAGGAAGAGGACAACUGGAUAACUGCCCUAGCAUUUAAGUCAGUCCCGCCGUUUAUGAAAGAAGAACCAGAAUUCUGGUUUAUUCAGGCGGAAGCGGCGAUGAAAACGGCAAAAAUCGCCAACGACGAGGGAAAAUAUUUUUUCCUGCUGUCGCAACUCCGCCCCGAAAUUUUGAGAUACGCAGCGGACAUUGUGAGGACACCGCCUGCUUUGAACAAAUACGACACCUUAAAGCAGCGGUUAUUAGACUUGUACGAUCAAACGGAAGAAGCAAGAGUCCGUCAAAUCCUGAAGACAUGCAGGAUGGGUGACGAAAAACCAUCCCAUUACGUGCACAGACUGAGGAGUUUGGCGGGAGGAAGACUGGAGGAAAGCUUGUUAACAUCCAUAUUCCUAGCACAAGUGCCCCAAAACCUGCACGAUAUUUUGAUGGAUAUCGAGAACAAAGACCUAACGAAGCUGGCCACAAUAGCGGACAUGGUGAUGGAGAUACAGACGCCACACGCGGCGCCGAUAACCCACGGAAACAUGGCGACUUCCUUUCUGCACCAACGACCGGAAGCGCCAAGAAUGGACGCGAGCCAGUUCCUGGUGUCUCAAAUGGCGGAAAUCCUGAGGCGAUUUACGGCGUUGGAAGUGCGAGAAACGCAGCGGGAGCAGCAACCUAGAUGGAGAGGCCGUUCAGGGGCCCGUUCCAGAUCUCGUUCCAGUUCCGCAGGACGGACCACGGGCCACUGCUACUACCACCGACGUUUCGGAGCAAAAGCAUACCGAUGCUCAAUCCCAUGCGCGUGGAAGCCAAAACCGGGUGAAACUAACAUCCCCACAAUCGCACCGCCAGCGGAAAACUAA
Frieseomelitta varia is the source of this 918-nucleotide messenger RNA. RefSeq lists its product as uncharacterized. Bases 1 to 918 code for a protein of 305 amino acids. The record is from RefSeq and is a predicted model, not a curated record. The transcript has a single exon. Lineage: Eukaryota; Metazoa; Arthropoda; Insecta; Hymenoptera; Apidae.